AUGGCAAAUCAAGAUGCUGCUGCUGCUCCGCCCACGUUUACUUUCGAGUCGUUCGAUAGAACCAAAUCGAUGUGGUCUCGAUGGGUGAAAAGGUUUGAAGGAGCACUACUAAUUUUCGGAAUUCCGGAAGUCAACCGGAAGAAUAUGCUGCUUCAUUACAUGGGGGCCGAGACAUACAACGUGCUGUGUGAUCAUUUGUCUCCGACCGAGCCCGAAAAUAAAACCUACGCUGAAAUAGUCACUCUACUUGGAGAGUACUUUGAUCCGGAACCUCUAGAGAUGGUGGAGCUUUGGAAGUUCCGUCAGCGGAUGCAACGAGAAGGCGAAUCCAUUACGGAGUAUAUUACGGAUCUCCAGAGGGAUGCGAAGUAUUGUGGCUUUGGCGAAUACCUGCAAAAAGGAUUGCGUAACCAGCUGAUGUUCGGCCUGAGGAAUCAGCGAAUUCGAACUCGCCUGAUCGAAGAGAGGGAGUUGACCUUUGACAAAGCAAAACAGAUCGCACUUUCCAUGGAGGCCUCUGGUGAGGGGGCAGAAGUGCUCAAUCGGCGGUAUGAGGUUAACCUGGCAGAACGGAAGAAGAGUCAACCGAGGCGAGAUGCCACUGCGGCAACAACUACUAAAAGGCUCAGAGUAAGCGGAUCACUGGUCAAGUUUGAAGUAGACAGUGGAUCCCCAGUAUCUCUAAUUAACAGUAGUGACAAGACUAAAUACUUCACUGACUUACCAUUAAAACCGACUAGCAUUGAGCUGCGAAGUUAUUGCGGAAGCAAAAUUAAAGUGUUUGGUGUCGUUGAGACAGAAGUCAUGUAUAAGGGACAGAAAAACAAGCUGCAUUUGUUUGUGGUUGAUGCUAAGCGACAUCCAUUGUUGGGACGAGAAUGGAUACGAGCGUUACAAUUGGAUUUGAACGCCAUCAUGGAUAGUUCUGUAACUUCCGUUGACAGAAUUAAUUUGCGAACUACCCUUCCUAUAGCAAUUAAAGAGCUGGUGGAAGAGUUUACGACCGUGUUCGAUGAUUCAAUUGGUAAAAUUGAAGGAGUUCAGGCUACCUUGCAUCUCAAACCGGAUUCCAAGCCAGUUUUUCUCAAAUCGCGUUCUAUACCGUUUUCAAUUCGUGAUACAGUUGAACGUGAGAUCCACAAGAUGGUCGAAAGUGGAAUCCUUGUAAAGGUGAAUCGCAGCGAGUGGGCGACGCCGAUCGUACCAGUGAUGAAAUCUGCCAACAAAAUCCGAUUGUGCGGAGAUUUUAAGUUAACAGUCAACAAAAGCUUGCUGGUAGAUGAACAUCCAUUACCUUCUAUUAACGAGAUGUUUUCAAACAUGGCUGGAGGAGAGAAGUUCACCAAGCUGGAUCUUGCUCAAGCCUACCUACAAAUGAUGGUACGACCAGAGGAUCAGACGAUGCUGACGUUGAAUACACACCUAGGACUGUAUCAACCAACGAGGCUAAUGUACGGGGUGGCCUCAGCACCUGCGAUCUUUCAGAGAGAGAUUUCACAAAUUCUGCACGGUAUACCAGGAGUGUCAGUCUUCUUAGAUGAUGUGAAGAUUACCGGCCCAAAUGACGAAGUGCACUUAAAUAGAUUACGCGAGGUAUUGAGGCGAUUUCAUGAGCACAACAUGCGUGUAAAUGUGGCGAAGUGUGAAUUCCUUACUGACAGCAUCGAAUACUGCGGCUACAUCAUUGAUCGUCGAGGAAUACACAAGAUGCCAAAGAAGGUGGACGCUAUCCAAAAGAUGCCGCGUCCAGAGAACCGUGAGCAGGUUCGUGCCUUUUUAGGACUCGUGAACUACUAUGGUAGGUUUAUGAAGAAUCUUAGUACUAAACUUUACCCGAUAAAUAAUCUUCUGAAAGACAAGACACCAUUCGUCUGGACCAAUGCUUGUGAGCAAGCGUUCUUAUGGGUAAAAGAAGAGAUGCAAUCAGAUCGAGUACUAGUGCAUUACGACAUCAGAUUACCAGUGAUGUUAGCUACCGACGCCUCACCGUAUGGAGUUGGAGCUGUUUUGAGUCAUCUGUACCCGGAUGGCAGCGAGAGACCUAUACAGUACGCUUCGCAGACAUUGAAUAAAACUCAACAGAACUACACUCAGGUAGAUAAGGAGGCGUACGCGAUUAUCUUCGGUGUGAAGAAAUUCUACCAAUUCCUGUAUGGACGGAAGUUUAUCCUAGUGACGGACAAUAAGCCUGUGGUGCAGAUCUUUUCGCCAAAUAAGGGGCUACCUACUCUUGCUGCGCUACGUAUGCAACAUUAUGCUGUGUUCCUUGAAUCCUUCGACUUCGAAAUCCGUUAUCGUGCGUCAAAGGACCAUGCCAAUGCCGACGGGAUGUCACGUUUGCCAGUUAUAGAUCGGAGUAUUCGAGGUCAGAUGGAAGAAGUUGAUGUUGUGCAGAUUAACCAAAUCGAAACUCUUCCAGUCGAUGUGAAAGAGCUCGAAGAAUUUACUGCUAAAGAUAGGGCUGUCAAGGAACUAAUUCAAGGACUCAGAACAGGACGAGCAGUUGAAGGUCGUUUCAGAUUCGGAAUUGACCAGAAUGAGUUCGGUAUGCAAGGUACGUGCUUGAUGCGAGGCAUACGAGUGUACGUACCACCUCUACUGCGCAGCCGUGUUCUGAAUGAGCUGCAUUCUGGCCAUUUUGAGGUCUCCCGGAUGAAAUCACUUGCAAGAUCAUACUGUUGGUGGGAGAAUAUCGAUCGGGACAUAGAAGAACUCGCACGCGGAUGUUCUGAUUGCGCUCGAACCACAGCAAAUCCUGCUAAGGUUCCAAUACACUGUUGGGAACGGCCUUCCGAACCAUUCCAAAGAAUUCAUGCAGACUUUGCUGGGCCUUUCAUGGGGUUAUACUUCUUAAUCUUAGUCGACGCUCACAGUAAAUGGCCUGAGGUGAAAAUUAUUCCAGAUUUAACUACGGAGACAACUAUUGAACGAAUGAGGGAGUUUUUCGCCACAUUCGGAUUGCCGUCGGUACUAGUGACUGAUCGAGGUACUCAGUUCACGUCGGAACAGUUCCAGAAGUUUCUUCGGAAGAAUGGAAUUACACACAAGAUGGGUGUACCAUAUCAUCCUGCCACAAAUGGCCAGGCAGAACGAUAUGUUCAAACAUUCAAGAACAAAUGUUCACGUUCCGAAAUUCAUAAAGAACUGCAAAAUAUACUCAUGGCGUAUCGAAGAACAGUACACCCUGUUACGGGGAAAAGUCCGUCAAUGCUAGUUUUCGGACGGCAGAUCAAGUCAAAGAUCGAUUUAAUGAUUCCUAAGACAAAUAGCGAUAAUUCUCUCCAACGGGAGGAGAAACCAAUACGUUCGUUCAUGGUAAACGACAGAGUUGCUGCUCGUGAAUUCUUGUCUAGUUCGGAGAAAUGGAGGUUUGGAGUGGUCGUAGAAAAGGUAGGAAAACUGCAUUACAUGAUUGAGCUGGAUGACGGUAGGAUGUGGAAACGGCAUAUCGAUCAGCUGAAGCCAGGGCCAGUAAUUCAGCAGGACUAUCCAGAGGUGCAGACUGCAAACGAUACAUUUAGAAGACGUGAAGUUAUGAAACCCUCUCAUAGGAACCAGUUCAAAGCCCAAUCGAAAACUAAUCUCGGCGAUACUGACACGACAUUAGACAUUGCCCACGACCUUGACACGAGUAUCACACUCCCUACUAGAAACGGCGUACCUUUAAAUACUGCGAUUAGAGAUGCUGAAACAGCUACAGGUUCAAUCAGAGAACAACAAAAUAUAAUCAAUGACCAGUCAGAAACAGAUCAUGAUACGAUUCGUAGGUCUAUGAGAAACAGAAGACCUCCACGUAAACUGAAUCUCUAA
Toxorhynchites rutilus septentrionalis is the source of this 3810-nucleotide messenger RNA. RefSeq lists its product as uncharacterized. Gene Ontology annotation, biological process: DNA integration. Lineage: Eukaryota; Metazoa; Arthropoda; Insecta; Diptera; Culicidae. The transcript has 2 exons. The coding region runs from base 1 to 3810 and encodes 1269 amino acids. The record is from RefSeq and is a predicted model, not a curated record. Gene Ontology annotation, molecular function: nucleic acid binding.